Pteropus alecto (black flying fox) is the source of this 1304-nucleotide messenger RNA. Its product is annotated as coiled-coil domain-containing protein 74B. The record is from RefSeq and is a predicted model, not a curated record. Bases 88 to 1074 code for a protein of 328 amino acids. The transcript has 8 exons. Lineage: Eukaryota; Metazoa; Chordata; Mammalia; Chiroptera; Pteropodidae.
UUCCAUGGCUACCCGGCGACAGGCCGGGGCAGCCAGGCCACCGAGUGGACGUGCAGCGGCGGCAGCGGAGGCGGCGGCGUAGGUGACAUGAGCGCGGCAGGGGUGGCAGCCGGGCAGCGGCCCCCUAGCUCGGGAACCCAGGGCUCCCGGGGCGCAUCGCGCCUGCGCCAGCGCCAGCCAGCAGUCCUCCAGCACCCCGGGCAGCACGCCACUCAGCUCGGGAUCAGCGAGGCACAGAAGCGGGUCCUGGACCUGGAGAAGAGCCUGCAGUUCCUGCAGCAGCAACACUCGGAGACGCUGGUCAAGCUCCACGAGGAGAUUGAGCACCUGAAGCGGGAGAACAAGGAUCUCCAUUAUAAGCUAAUAAUGAAUCAGAAGCCACAGAAGAAAGGCAGCAUCUCCAAUUCCAGCUUUCAGUCCAUCAAGUCUGUCUCAAAUUCGACGGUGUCAGCCAGCUCUCAAGGCAAGGCCAGGCCCCAGCCCAGCUCCUUCAAGAAGCAAGACUCGAAAGCUGACAUUCCCCAGAAGGUGGACCUGGAAGAGGAGCCCCCUGUCGCCGCCUUGCUCCACAGCAAGCUGGACAGAGCCCCUGGGGCACAGGGGCCAGCCAAAGAUGAAGAAGUGGAGACUUUUAAUCCAGAGGCUACCUCGGUGGCAGGCAGCCAGCACAAGGGCAAGCAGGUGAUGGGGGCACCCCCCUUGAUGAGUCUGCCCCCGCACUUGCGUAAGCACACCUCGAUUCAGCAGUGUGAGGUGGUCAUCCGCCAGCUGUGGAACGCCAAUCUCUUGCAGGCCCAAGAGCUGCAGCACCUCAAGUCCCUCCUGGAAGAGACCCAGAGGCCUAAGGCUGCCCCCGAGGAGGCUGAUCUGAAUUCUCCCAAGGAACAGGAGGUCACGCAGCUCCCCAAGGUCCCCAAGGGUGUCUCUAAGAAAUGCCUGAUCCUGAGCCCAGUGCCCGCAGCGGAGCGUGCCAUCCUGCCUGCACUGAAGCAGACCCUGAAGAGUAACUUUGCCGAGAGGCAGAAAAGGCUGCAGGUGGUACAGAACCGGCGGCUGCACCGCUCGGUGCUCUGAGUGUUCCCGGCAGCCCCAGUCACAGCUGGAGAUACUAACCCUCUCUAGGUAGCAUCCCAAAAGAAUUCUAAUUCCACAUAAACCAAACUCACGGCAGAUAAAGUCCUUGUUCUCAGAACUGAGAAACUGUUUAUUUUCUUGCUCAGUAUUUAGCUAUUCUGCAUUUACACAAAAACACAUUAUAAAUUUUACCCCACCUGUUGAAGACAAAAUAAAGCUCAUUUCUCCCA